This is a messenger RNA of Zingiber officinale, 2534 nucleotides long. Its product is annotated as pentatricopeptide repeat-containing protein At3g20730. The transcript is spliced from 5 exons. NCBI's taxonomy places the organism in Eukaryota, Viridiplantae, Streptophyta, Magnoliopsida, Zingiberales, Zingiberaceae. Gene Ontology annotation, molecular function: RNA binding; protein binding. Gene Ontology annotation, biological process: RNA modification. The record is from RefSeq and is a predicted model, not a curated record. Bases 344 to 2095 code for a protein of 583 amino acids.
ACCCACCCUCGCUCCCUGAUCCUUCCCACUCUCGUCCGCACCCCCGCCGCGGCGCCGCCGGACCUCGACGCUGCUUUGUUCCCUUUACUCCCGUCCUCGCCGCGGCGCCGCCUGGCCUCGACGCUGCCUCUGAUUUCCCAGCGCACAAGCCGCCCCUUAGCCAUCUGCUCUUCCUACGGAGUUUGCUAUUUAAACUGUCUUCAGAUUUCACAGAAUCAAACAGGCUUUGCACUUGGAACUCUUGCUCGCCGAACCUUCGAUUUGUCUCCGCAUAACUCUCCCACUAGUGUAGAAACUAUAAAUCACAUAUAUUCCGCAUAACUCUUCCACUGGUGCAGAAAAUAUGAAUGCAUUCUUAAACAGAAAUUUUGGUCUCCCAGUCAUGGCUUCCUUCCGCCGCCUCUCCCUUCUUUCUUGUUCCAACCCGAGCCACAGUUCCUCACCCUGGGCAAGUUCAGAGGACGAAGAGCUUUGUACUGAUUCUUGUGGUUCAGACAAUGGAUUGACUCUCCAUGAUCAUCUGAUUCCCGUCCGCCGCGAUGCUGACUUGCACACGGGCAGAAAAUUUAUCAUGUUCCAUGCCCAAGUUGGUAACUUGACUAUGGCACGAAGAUUGUUCGACAAAAUGCCCUAUCGGAAUGUGGUGAUUUGGACUGCUUUGAUUUCUGGGUAUGCCCGAUGUGGUCAAGCAAUGGAAGCGUUGGAAUUGUUUUCUCUUAUGCGAUCAUCUGGAUUUAGUGGCAACCAGUUUACCUAUGGUAGCGUUCUGCGAGCGUGCACCUCUUUGGGUUUCAUCAGCAAUGGUCAGCAGAUUCAUGGAUGUAUUACCAAAAGCAGAUUUGAGGAUAAUUUGAUUGUUCAGACUGCUCUCAUUAAUAUGCAUCUCAAGUGCGGAUCAGUGGCUGAUGCAGGGCAUCUGUUUGCUAGGAUGGAGAAAAAGGACGUUGUCACUUGGAAUUCAAUGAUAGGUGGUUGUGCCGUGCGAGGCCUAAGGGAUGAUGCUUUUAAAAUUUUUGGUUCAAUGAUUAGAGAGGGUGUGCGGCCUGAUCAAUUCACUUUUGCGAAUAUUCUGAGGGCAUGCAGUGCGGCUAGAGUUCAGCUGCAUGUUGACCAGAUCCAUGCUUCAAUUAUCAAGUUGGGACUUGAGAGCCACGCCAUGCUCUCUGGACCGUUGAUUGAUGCAUAUGCAAAAUGCAAAAACUUGGAUGAGGCGACAAAGCUAUAUAACUCCAUCGUUGAUAGGGAUCUGAUUUCUGCUACUGCAUUAAUUACUGGGUAUGCAAGCGACAAUAGGUUUUGUCGGAAAUCGAUGGAUAUCUUCCAUCAAAUAAAUCGCAUGGGAAAUAGGAUAGACAAGGUUAUGAUAUGUGCCAUGUUUAAUGUAUGUGCAAAUGCUCCUGACUUAAAUUUUGGAAGACAGAUCCAUGCGUAUAUGCGCAAGAUCCACUUUGAUUUUGAUUAUGAUACAGCAUUGGGAAAUGCUCUGAUUGACAUGUAUGCCAAGUCAGGUGAACUUCAUGAUGCCUCUAGUGCUUUUGAAGAGAUGAGAGAAAAAGAUGUCAUUUCAUGGACUUCAUUGAUAACCGGAUAUGGAAAGAAUGGCUGUGGAGAAAAUGCAGUGAAACUAUUCUCAAAGAUGGAAGCGAAUGAGGUGAAGCCAAAUGGUGUCACAUUCCUUGCUCUUAUAUUUUCAUGCAGUCAUUCAGGCUUAGUUAUCAAGGGUUUGGAGUAUCUGAACCUGAUGGUAAAAAAGUAUCAUAUCAAGCCAAGAGAAGAACAUUAUUCUUGCAUUGUAGAUCUCCUUGCCCGUGGAGGUCUACUAAAGGAAGCUUAUGAUCUAGUUUAUAAGAUGGAUAUCAAGCCCAAUGCAUCACUUUGGGGUGCCGUGCUUGGUGCUUGUAGUUUGUAUGGUCAUACAUCCCUCGGUGAGGUAGCUGGUGGAUAUCUUCUUACAUUAUUUCCUGAAAGAUCUGUCAAUUAUGUAGUUCUUGCAAAUAUAUAUACUGCAGCAGGCUUAUGGGAUUCAGCAUGGAGGACAAGGAAAAUGAUGGAAGACAGAUCAGAAAAAAAGGAUUCUGGUUAUACUUAUAUUUAGUUCACAGCAUGCCAAUCAUGUUUCCUGCAAAAACAAGAUGUUUAGGAUUUACCCUAAAGCAGCGAAAUCAUAUUUCCUAGGCUGUUUCAUGAACGGCACAGCAGACUGUUUGAUCACGAAUAAACUGUAGUUGCCAGAGCUUUUAGGAUGAGGAGAUACAGAAUAGACUCUGCUAUCAGAUGUCUUAGAAUAUCAUAAAACAACAGCAAACUGAAGCAUAGAAGAGGUGGCUGGAAAAGGAGCAUAAAACAACAGCAAAAUGAAAAUGCUAAUUCCAUACAGAUUGAAGGACUUCUUUAUUCGAAUGUUGAUGAGAAGUAAGGUAUCCCUACUUAACUAUUAAUCAUGUAAUUCUACCCAAAGCAAAACUAAUUCAACCAUAUAAUUGAUCUUGCAUGUAUGUCAUUAUGGUUGACAUCGCUACUACACUCUAAAGGGU